AUGGAUGGGACGUUCUCUAAGAAAAGGAAAGGAGAAACAACAGGAAAGAAGCUGCAGAAGAUUAAGGUGUGGAAACCACGGGAAUGUGCAAGAGAAUACAGAAGCAUACAACAGCAAAGAGACAUCCGAAAAGUGACUGUGGUGAAGAGCGAGGACGGACAGAUUCUGGCAGAGAAGGAAGUAGUGCUAAGGAGAUGGAGAGAAUAUUUUGAACACCUGUUGAAUGUAGAGAACGAAUGGGAAGAGCUAACACAACUACCAGUAGUGGAAGGUCCGAUACAGCAAGUAAGCUUGAAGGAGGUGUCGAUGAAGAGGAAGAAUAACAAUUGGAAUGGAGAGAACAUCCCAGAAGAUUGGAGGACAAUUAUACUAGUACCAGUGUAUAAACAAAAAGGCGAUGUAUUAGAAUGUGGGAACCACCGUGGUAUCAAGCUCUUGGAACGCCUCUUGAAAGGUGAGGAAAAGAUCCUGGACCAGAAGAUCCGAGAAGUGGUGGAUAUAGGAAACAUGCAGUUUGGCUUUAGACUAAGGAGAGGCACAACUGAUGCUAAAUUUGGGGCCUUCAGAAAGAAAGAAGAGAGCCUGCUGCAGAGAACGGAAUGA
Messenger RNA from Penaeus indicus, 603 nucleotides. RefSeq lists its product as uncharacterized. The coding region runs from base 1 to 603 and encodes 200 amino acids. NCBI's taxonomy places the organism in Eukaryota, Metazoa, Arthropoda, Malacostraca, Decapoda, Penaeidae. The transcript is spliced from 4 exons. The record is from RefSeq and is a predicted model, not a curated record.